Diceros bicornis minor is the source of this 2688-nucleotide messenger RNA. It is a transcript of the gene FAM194C, whose product is annotated as chromosome 2 C3orf20 homolog. NCBI's taxonomy places the organism in Eukaryota, Metazoa, Chordata, Mammalia, Perissodactyla, Rhinocerotidae. The transcript is spliced from 16 exons. The record is from RefSeq and is a predicted model, not a curated record.
AUGGCUGACUGUCAGUCAGGAAUCACACUGGAGCGCAAGACUAGAGAUCUGAAUAAAUGUGCCUGCUCUAGCAACACGAGCGACAUCAAGAGGAACCGAGAACUGGGCCAGCAGUACACAGCCAUGGCCCCUGAGCUGCUGGCCUGCCUCUCCAAACUGCUUGUCGUUUCCCGGAAGGCAGGCACUGCCGUGCCUGAGGGCCUGGCAUCAGAAACGUCUCUUGAGUUCGCUUGGUAGGAGCUCAUCACUGACCCUACGGUACCUACCCCAUCCAACAUCCCUGGCCUAGAGAUCAGCAGUGGAGCCCCGCCCCCCGUGGUGCUUGUGGAGUCGACCCCCAUGCCGGCCCCCGUCUGGUUGUCUCUACCCCUAGUACCACUGCUGCCGAUGCUGCCCACAUCCACUAGGCCAGCCAAGUUCUCCACCCACUCCCCCACCCAUGGCCAUCUGGUGCCCUUUGCCCAUGAGGCCUUACACAAGCCCCAGCAGCAGUCCAUCCACCUGCUGCCAGAGAUUAUGAACCUGAAGGUGACGGUCACUGAGAAGUCUAUGUCUGUAGGCGCCAACCCUCUGGACAUCACGAGGUGCCUUGUGGAUGAGAUCAACGCCAAGGAGAUGGCUCUCAGCUGUCUGAUUGGCGCAGUCAAGAGAAGUGGCUAUGGUGUUGGACAGAUGGAGAAAGGUGGGUACCCAAGCUUCAGCCCUUACGUGAAAGUUCAAACAAUAGCAACAAGAAGUUUCCCCGUGGACAUCUUAGCCAUGGACGUGAACUUGCUUUACCACCUUACCUACAACUCCUCUACUCGCUGUCUGACCUUUUCCCUCUUGACUGGAAGGGAAGUCAAGAAGAAAAAAGGGAAAUCAAAAACUUUAGAAGAGGUAACCACACUGUCCCUCCAACAAGGAGCUGGAACCUUGACCUCUGACAGCACUGAGUUCAGCGACCCCUGCCCCGAAGUCUGGAGGAAGCUGCAGGAAUUGCGUGGCGAUGCAGAAGCAUAAAGGGCCUCAUGGAAAGAGAGGAAUAUCUCCUUCUGCAACUACAGGGCAAAAUUACCCUCUCACCCAAUGACGGCUCCGAAAGGAGACGUUCAAACCCUGAGCUCCCAUCACUCUCACCCUCUUGGAGCUCAGGCUUCUGCUCCCACCCCUCACCAGUCUCCCUCCCACCAGCUGCGCUUCAGCCAGCAUUCACAGGAGUGGAGGUUACCCAAGAAGGCCAGGAAGUUGCAUUACACCUUCUAUAAGUCCUCCUUCAUUUACUAUCCCUCCGGAAAGAUCGCCAUGUGUCAGAUCCCUACAUGCUGCAAAGGGAGAACCAUCACCUACCUCUUUGAUGACACACCCAACGUCUCCUUCCUGGCUCUGUUCAAUGCUGAAAGCCAGGGCUAGGUUAACUACAACGUGAAGGACUGCUGCCCAUUUGUCUUGGUCUUGGAUGCGGGAGGUGGGACCACCUACGACUACAAGGGCUGUGUAGUCCACAAGUGGAGCUGGGCCUCCAAGAUGGAGACUUUGCUCUCCCUGGAAUAUAAGGUGAAUGAGCAAAUGAAGCUAACGGUGCUGGGGCAGGGCUCCAUCAUGGUUACCUUCACCUCCACGAAGGAAAGAGUUAUACUAAGUGUGUCCGCCAACAACUGUCCCCACAGGAUACCACAUUAUAAAAAGGACAAACUUCUGUCUUCAGGCUGUGUAGAGAGCAUGAUGGGGGUCCAAGGCAAGGAACAGCUCUGCCCAGCAGCAUCGGGGAAGACCCCCAAGGAGGGGACGUUUGCGUCAGAAUCAACAGAGGAAGGGUCUAGGCUGAGCCAGGCCGUGGUGGAGAUCAAGUGGUGGUUUCAGAAGACAGUGUCUCUGUUCAUAAAUUCUUGUCUUCUGUUAACAAGCCUGUUAACCAUCGAAUAUAGUGUAAAGGGAAAGACAGAAAUCAGCCGACCCAGGACAAAAUCGGGGCCCUUUCUCAAGCAGGGCGCCAAGCUAAGUUUACCCUCAGAAGCCCUUUUAUUAAAAUCUUGUUCAACCCAACGCAAAGCCUCGGCUUUGAGGGAAGAGCCUGAGUCUGCUCUUGUGAGGCCCACUGAAAGGAAGACCAAGAUUGAAGCCAAAGCCGCGGUCACACGGAAGGAGGGAGAGGUGCACAGCCCCACCAGGUGGGAGGCCUCGCCCUCCGACUGCCCACUGCUGCUGUGGAAGCUCAUUUGAAAGGAAGACAUCAGCCAUGGCUGCAGGUGCUUAGUGAAGGCGCCCCUGGUGUCCAACGUGGAGCUGGAAGGCUUCCUCUUGGUGCCCCGUCACCCCACCCAGGUGCUGCUGUUCAGGAUAGUGUUGGGCCAGAGCCCCACCAGCAUGGCGGUGGAGCUGGACUAGCUGCUAAACACACUCUACAAUCACCAGCAGCAGCGUCGUGGCUCACCCUGCAUCCAGUGCUGGCAUGACCCCUACCGCCUGCUGUGGUACAACCUGGACAGCCCCCUGCAGGAGGACCCGCCUCUGCUGGUGAAGAACAAUGCUGUGGUGCAGGGCAUGGUUCUGAUGUUCGCUGCGGGGAAGCUCCUUGUUCCUGGGGGCUUCCUUUGGCCCCGCUUAAGCAGGGAGAAUCUGCUGAACUGGAUCGACCAGGCUCGACACAACUACAAGGGGGGCUGCUACCUGUGGGAGGACUACAAAUUUAGGUAAAACAGAAACAGG